Molecule: messenger RNA, 1508 nt
Organism: Oncorhynchus nerka (sockeye salmon)
Lineage: Eukaryota; Metazoa; Chordata; Actinopteri; Salmoniformes; Salmonidae
Exons: 3
Coding region: 172-783 (203 amino acids)
Source: RefSeq, a predicted model, not a curated record
UGUUGGGGGCAAUAGCCUACGAUCGAAUGCGGGAACCAACAGACUGCAUGCUUCAAGUAUUGUUGCGCUUACAGUCGCAUGCACUUGUAGCCCGCAUAUCAACUGGGAAUAGGUUAUUUGAAGUUGAAAAGUACAGUUGAUUCCUGUCGUUGAUAGUUCUUAAGAUACGAAAUGGAUGCCAAUCCAUCCUUCUCGCUGGCAUGUCUUUACAGAAGCGAUCCAAUUUAUUCCCUCUGUGCCUCAGAUUUAAUGACCGCUUCUCAAACUGUGAACAAUAAUUUCAUAAAGGAACAGAAGCAACUUAUGAAGACUCUGAAGAGGCUGGAGCAGCAGCAGCUUACCUGCAUGCGUCAGCUGAACGAGGAGCAGAGGACCUUUGCCUUCGUCAUGAACAAGAGGCUAAGCCAGAGGGGCGCUACGAGGCCUCAAACGCUCCCCUCCAGUUCAGUCUCCUCUUCCAUCGUCCCUCUGUCCAUUAGGGGGUCCCGGUCUGCCCCGGCUGCUCUCGCCACCCGCAAUGGGGCCAACAGAGUUGGCAGUGCCAAGAGCGCCAACGGCAGAGUCAAGUUUGAGCAGUCUUCUUCCAGCCUUUCGCCGUGGGCAGUGAAAUUACAGAAGAAGAGUAUGGAGAUGCAGGACAGAGAGGCAAGGGAGGUGAGCACUGUUUUGAAGGAGUAUGGGGCCUCGGCUGGUCAAAGGUGUUGUUGUGAAUGUGGUCACACCAGGGAGCUGUUGGACAGGAGACUGAGUUGUCCAGCCAUAUUACAGAGGCAUCACUCUUGAUUCUGCUACGGUAUGGGGUGUUAUGGACAUACGAUACAGGAUAUUGCUACAGGGGGGUGUGAGAGUUUCUCUUGAACAUCAUCUACCUACUCGUACUGGAUCGAUAUAGCUACCUUAUUUCUUGGAGGUUAUGCCAUGCCAAUGGAUAUCUGGACAGCAUUUUACGUCAUGACCGAUAACUGAGUAACACUGUACGUCAUGACCGAUAAAUGAGUAACACUGUACGUCAUGACCGAUAACUGAGUAACACUGUACGUCAUGACCGAUAACUGAGUAACACUGUACGUCAUGACAGCUUCAUAAUAAGUUACAUGAACUAUGUCAACAUGUCAUUACACCUUUAACUGUUUACAGUACAUGAAAAAUGACACUGCCUUGUCACUUGACAGUCAGUGACAUAAGAUGCCUUUACAUCUUUUGACAUUUGUUAUGUCAUGUUUAUGACCAUAAUAUGACACUGUUGUGAUGUACAGUUCAAAUAAAGUGUUACCAAGGUACAUUCUGUGUUCACCUAUAUAACUUGUUUCCUGAAGAUGACAACAUAAUAUGUAUAUAUUGUUUUUAUUUUUUUCAUGGGAAGUUGAAUGCCAAGUUUUAUUUUUUAUCAAAAAUGUAAAUUAGAUCCGACAGUUACUCAAAGGAAUAUGUUCAUGUUUUUUUUAUUUUUAAUUGAUGCCAGAUUUUUGUGUGUGUAGUUUACUAAAUAAACUAUAGCUUAUACUGUA